Molecule: messenger RNA, 1430 nt
Organism: Austrofundulus limnaeus
Lineage: Eukaryota; Metazoa; Chordata; Actinopteri; Cyprinodontiformes; Rivulidae
Product: selection and upkeep of intraepithelial T-cells protein 3
Exons: 6
Coding region: 335-1132 (265 amino acids)
Biological process (GO): regulation of cytokine production; T cell receptor signaling pathway
Cellular component (GO): external side of plasma membrane
Molecular function (GO): signaling receptor binding
Source: RefSeq, a predicted model, not a curated record
UAAAUUAAACCUCCCCUCCUGAUAGACAUGUUGUGUCUUCCUGCUUUUAUCUUCUGAUGAUCGCAGAAUGUCUCUUUAAGGUGUUUUUUUUUUUUGUCAUAAAAGGCACUAAAACACAACCUGGGYGUCGCUGUUGUCUUUUAUUUUCUUCCCUGACCAGAUCUGAUGAGAUGCUCAGUCAGAUUAAAGAGAGCCGCUGCUGUUCUGAUGUUUCUUGUUUCAUGCUGAUUCUGUUUUGAAGCCUUUGCACCGGAAAUGCGUUUAUUAAGAUGAAACCGAAACUAACGGGACGUUUAUAUGAGGAGUGCAGGCAGAGAGCGCUCACACUGAGGUGAUGGAGAAGAUGAACUUGGAGAAGAUGAAGCUCCUUCCUCUGAUGUGUCUUUUUGUCCUGAUGUGGACAGAACAAACGUUUGCAGACGGUACACUCAAGGUGAAAGAAGAUGAAGUAGUCGUUUUGAAUUGUUCUUUUGAUAACACUGACAUGACAAACAAGAAAUUUGAUUGGAAAAAAGAUGGCGAGGAUUUCUACUUUUAUGAAAAUGGCACGGAUGUAAAAGUAGCUUCAAAUAUCAAACCUAGAGUUACUCAUUUCCAAGAAUCUCUAAAAUCUGGAAACGUUUCCAUACGUAUCAAACCUGUGACGGUGCAAGACAGUGGAACUUACACCUGUAUAUAUCCUGAUCCAAAAAAAAAAAAAACAUAUGCAACAAUUCAACUUGAAGUUGAUUGUAUCUUAAAGGACAGAACAAGCGAUAAAAUCAAUGGUACAUGCCCAAAGCCAAAUGUCAGAGCACUUAACAGAUCAAAAAACAUUGUUCUGGUAGAGUGUAAGGCUGAUCGAGCUUUUCCAGAACCUGAGAUAGAGCUGCAAAACAGCAACAACGAAACUAUUCCUGAAAACAAGACAGAGUACUUUGACAAUGGAACCAUUAUCCUCACUGCUGAAGUAACUAAAGAAGAUUUCUACACUUGUGUUGUGAGGCAGCAACCACCGAUCUGCCAUGAAAUUCGUUCAGAUCCAAACUUGUUGGGAGUUCCUGGGGCUUCAGGAGUUUUACAGUUGUCCUCUGGACUGCUGCUGCUGCCUUUAUUCGGACUGUUGAAGGAGUUGUUCUCAGUGUGGCCUUAGCUGGGUGUUUGAGGUUCUUCUCUGCUCACCUGUAGUUUAGUCCAACAGUUAGGUCAAGUCAAGCUGAUCGUGUGUAUGAUUGGUUGAUUAAAGUGUUCAAUAUUCAGUAAUUAUCCUGUAAAGAAAAUUAGGGGUGGAGAACCCUACUGUUGAGAUAAUCAGAAUGCAAAUUAAACUUGUGAUCAGUUGAUGAGUUUUAUUAGAUUACCUUUGAAAUUGUUCAUAAAAAAGUAUUUUCUGUGAGUUUGUUUGUUGACAACAUUGAUUUUCAUUUAAUUUUUUUUGUAUUGAUUGCUUA